This is a messenger RNA of Lucilia sericata (common green bottle fly), 2105 nucleotides long. RefSeq lists its product as uncharacterized. The record is from RefSeq and is a predicted model, not a curated record. The transcript has 3 exons. Gene Ontology annotation, cellular component: nuclear body. Gene Ontology annotation, biological process: positive regulation of DNA-templated transcription. Lineage: Eukaryota; Metazoa; Arthropoda; Insecta; Diptera; Calliphoridae. Bases 212 to 1219 code for a protein of 335 amino acids.
GCUCUUAUUAGCUAUUAAAAAGCAAUUACGUUGUAGAAAUCGCUAAAUUAACUACACCACAAAUAAUACAAAAAUUUUUCGCCGCUACGGCUGCAAUAAAAAUACUAAUAAUUAUUUCAGAUUACAAGAAAAAAGUGUGCAAAUUUUUCACUAAAUAAAUAAAAAACAGAAAUAUAAACAGUAAAUAAUUUGUAAGAUAAACGUGUGCAAAAUGCUAGAAGUUAAAACAGAGGAGAAUACAGAAAAUGAAGCACCACCUAAAGAAAAUAUUGACACAACAGAGGAUUCUAAUGCAACGACGGAGUCGACGGCAGCAGCAGCAGUUGAUGCAUCGGAGCCCCCAGCACAACCACCGCCGCCACCAAAAGCACAAGCAGAACACAACAAUGAAGUUGCAAUGCUUAAUCCCCUAAAUGAGCAGGAAAACAAUAUAGACGCCGAGUCAAAAACUAAACACAGGCGCUACUGGACGCCCAAGGAAGAGGAGAAAUUCUAUGAAAUAUGGGGUAGGGAAAAUUGGCGAUUAACCAGACAUGGUAAAAAUACCAUAUUCUUUGCCAAAUGGUCGGAUGAGAUGAGGGAACGUUUUAAUAUAGAUGUCAAGCCUGAGGAAGUGCAGUGUAAAGUUAAUCAGACAAGGGCUAAGUUCAGACAAGUUAAAAAGAAUUUAGAAAUGGAUAAAAAUGCCGUAAAAUGGAAGAAAUACGAUAUUGUGGAGAGAAUCUUAAAGAAUCAAUAUCGUUCUAAAGACGAUGAACCGGUGCCCCCGGAAGCAUUGGAAAAUAAUCGUGAUGUUUCGCCUACAGAGUUAUUAAAUUGUGCUACCCAACCCCCAUCUCCCAGCAGUAUAUCGAAUAUGUCCAAUUUAACAGAGCAGGGCAUUAAUCUAAGCCAGUCCCAUAACACCGAUCAUCAGUUAACCGAUGAAGUUAAUAUGAGCAGUUCAUCAUUAUCCGACCAAAAUCUCUUCAGCAACAAUUCACAAUCGGGUAAUAUUUUCAGUACCGAUUUAUUUGGCAGCGAUCAAUUGGAAAUCAAACAAGAAAUCGAAAAUGAUUUAAAACAAGAAGGUUUCACUGAGCUAACGCUAACAAAUGAGCUAAGGACGGAUGGUGGCACAGAUGAUGGCAUGAAUAAUUCAACUGAUAUACAUAUGCUAGAUAAUCAAUCAUUACAUUCAUCACAAGUUCCUCAUGCAGCAGAAAUUCUACAAAUUUAGAAAACUCACAAAUACACAGUAAUAAUCCCAAUUCUCUGUUGAUAAGAAAUCGUACGGUACAAAAUCAUAAUAAUAAUGCAAACGCCGAUGGUAUUGUCAAUUUUACAAUCAUGCCCCCUAACAACAAUUUAGCCAUGCAACCACCAAAAGCAAUGGCUGUAGCAGCCUCUCCACGUAAACGUAAUCGCUCAUCGUCCAUUAGUGCGGCCGUUACACCCGUAACAAGUGAUUCUUUGGAGGGACUUUAUUAGAAGAGGUGCGUAAAAGAAUGUUCUACUUGUCGAGCAAGGAGAAAUCAAUCGUAAACGUUUACGUCUAGAGGAACGUAAAGUUAAAUUAAUGGAGGAAUUUUUCCCAAAAUUUAUGAAUCUACAACAGGAAAUUUUGCAGAAAUUGGAAAAUGUAACAAAAUCCUCUACAGAUUUAACAAAUUAGAAGAUAAGCUAAAUCAUAAAACAAUAAACAAAAAACAUUGUUAAAUAGCUAAGCAAACGUGGCGUAAAAAGAAACCAAGCAACCAGCAAACAAACGUAAGAUGUAUUAGGACAAAAAACCUUAAGUUUAGUUUUACAUAAGUUUAAUAAAAAUAUUAAUAUAUAACAAACCCUAUUUCGAUAACCAAUGAUUAUAAUCAAGAGAUUUUAUACUCUUUAUUACAACAAUAACAAAAUCAGCAAAAAAAUCUAAUAUAUUAUUAGUAUCAAACAGUUCUUUUUUAAUAGACUUAUUGUAUUAUACACAGAACAAUGCUAUAAAUUCAGUUAUGGCAAAUAUGUAUAUGUUAUCGAUUUUAUAAAACAAAAACAAACAAUUUAUAAACAAUUAUUAGUAGUUUAACAAAAAGUAAAAAGAAACAAUAGUUUUUAGCAAAAUAAAAUAAACCAUU